AUGGUCGGACUGCCAGAUUACGAAGUGCUUCACUUCUGUUUCGACAACGACAAUGGAUGCUCCUUGACCGUACUUGCAAAUGACGAACGAUUUCAUGUCACCGUCAACCCGAAGCAGUUCCAAGACCGAUCGAAGAAAGGGAAAGAUAUCCAGCGAUGUUACAGGCAACUGUUGCAAAAGGCAAAGGCAGCAGAGGAGGAGGAGGAUCAGGAGGAUGGCGCAACAAGUCCUUCCGAGGAUGAGACUGAUAUCGACAACUCUGCGGACGAUGCAGAGAUGAUUGAGGAUCGAGAUAGUGCCAUCGAUGUCUCGACUCCAGAACUGGACGAGAAGGCCAACGAAGGAGACAAUGGCUCGGAGCCUGCCAGAGAUCUGCACAACUGGAUUCUGACGCCUCUCUGUCAGCAUCUACCUUCCAGCUCUUCCAAGGCCAAGACAACCCUGCAGGAUUGGUACCACAAACCCAUCCAGUUUUACACGCUCUCCACCGCUUCAGGCAAACUGCAAGCCAAAGAGAACACUUCUCCGGCCAAAUCGCUUACUGAUCGCCUCGAUGAAAUCUUGAUACCAACCGUGUGCCUCCCCAAGAAGACUCUCAACCUGUCAAUUCCUCAAUUCAAUGCCUCGGACCUCACGGUCAUCUCUUGCGCCACCGAUCCGGCUCCUUUCCACCCAGUCCUCGUUUCACACAAGAAAGAGACCUACUUCCUCAAGCCCGUCGAUCCUACCCAGCCUGGUCCUACCAUCCGUGAGAUCCACCUCUUACACGCCAUUGCCAAGAAGGGUCUGCAUUCAAGAGAAGAUUUCCGAUGUACAGAGCUUCGAGGUCUUGUGCAUUUCUCCUCGGAGUCGUCAUCGAAAACAUCCGGCGAGAAGAAACACAUCGCCGCCCUGCUCCUCUCACCUAUUCCUAACCCAACUCCUCUUACCCUGCUUAUAGAUACGACCGUCUCUGAACAGAAGCGUGAGCAGUGGGCGAAGGAUGCGGCACGGAUGGUUGAAGUGCUGCAUGAAAAUGAUCUUGUGUGGGGAGAUGCGAAGGGAGACAAUUUCCUGGUCGAUGGCGAGGAGGAGAAGGUGUGGAUGAUUGAUUUUGGAGGUAGUUGGACAGAGGGGUGGGUGGAUGAGAAGCUUAAGGAGACGGAGGAAGGGGAUUGGAUGGGAACUGAGAAAAUUGUUAACGCGUUGGAGGAUCCUGUGAAUGGGACAACUGAUGGGGACGAGGAGCAAGAWGUGGGAGAGGAAGCAGAAGAGCAAGGAACGGAGGAGGAAGAAGAAGGAGAAGCUGAGGACGAGGAUUCAAAUGGAACCGAACCAGAAGAGCACGCGAAACCACGCGAAGCAGAGGAAGAGGUGCACGAUGCGGACGAAAUCGAAGAGCGGGAUGCAGACGACGACGAAGGCAGCGAGGGUCUCGACGAAGAGAAUCACCAAAGUCACUCUGCGGACGAUCAGACAAUCUCAACAUCUAGUUCAUCUGCACGCAAGCGCAGUCACGCCGCAAUUACAGAGGACAAGGACAACCAAGCACCUCCGUCCAAGCAGCAGAAACGUUCGCAAGAUGCCAAGUAUUGCUUCUGCGACUCUGCAUCUUCUGGACGCAUGCUUGCAUGCGAUGGUGAGCAGUGCAGGCGAAUGUGGUUUCAUUUCGACUGCUUGGGGAUUGAGGAGGCACCGCAAGAGAGGCAGUGGUUUUGCGACGAGUGCAGAUGA
Molecule: messenger RNA, 1713 nt
Organism: Ramularia collo-cygni
Lineage: Eukaryota; Fungi; Ascomycota; Dothideomycetes; Mycosphaerellales; Mycosphaerellaceae
Exons: 1
Coding region: 1-1713 (570 amino acids)
Biological process (GO): regulation of DNA-templated transcription
Cellular component (GO): Rpd3L complex; Rpd3L-Expanded complex; nucleus
Source: RefSeq, a predicted model, not a curated record